Rhinolophus ferrumequinum (greater horseshoe bat) is the source of this 4994-nucleotide messenger RNA. RefSeq names its product leucine rich repeat containing 27 (gene LRRC27). Bases 263 to 1864 code for a protein of 533 amino acids. Gene Ontology annotation, molecular function: protein binding. NCBI's taxonomy places the organism in Eukaryota, Metazoa, Chordata, Mammalia, Chiroptera, Rhinolophidae. The transcript has 12 exons. The record is from RefSeq and is a predicted model, not a curated record.
CAGCUCUGGGGACCGGUCCGAGCGCUGCUGCGCUGCAGGUGUCCCGCGCGCAGGCGCAGCACACUCUCUGUGAGGCUUGGCGCCUGCGGGCCCCCGUACGGCUGGGCGUCUCCAUGGCAACCGCGUGAGCCCGGCGGUCUCCAUUGUUGGUCUGUACCUCCUAGAGCUCGGGACCCUCGGGCAUGCUAGUGGACCGAACGCCGCAGGUGACUGCAGACCAAGGAGAAUGAGUGGUGGCCCCGGAGGCUUCCCUGGCUGACACAUGGAGGAAAAUGGCUCUGGGGCUGCCGAGCCCGAGCCCAAGACUGAGCCCAAGCCCGGUGCAGGUCAGGCUGGGAGCAUGCCCGCCUCCCUGGACGCUCACAGGAGUGUUGAGGGGCCGAGCUUUGCUUCCUCACUGAUUCUCGACUUGAGUCACAGUGGUCUUCACCAUUUAGGGGAGGUCUUGAAAAUCCCCACCCUUAAACAACUGCACCUUCAGAGAAACGCGCUCUGCUCGAUCCCUGACGAUUUCUUCCACUGGCUGCCAAACCUCACGUGGCUAGACCUCCGGCACAACAGGAUCAGAGCACUGCCUUCUGGGAUUGGCUGUCACAGGUAUUUGAAAACUUUGCUUUUAGAAAGAAAUCCUAUCAAAAUGUUACCUGUGGAGCUGGGUGGUUUGUUUUUUGCCCCGUUUCUAGUUUUCUACCGCAGAGCUGUGCUUCCUGGAGCUGCUCCGACAUCGCUGGAAGCAGAGCCCCUUCCUGUAGGGAACGUGACAACACUGACAGCGCUGAACCUGCGAUGCUGCCCCCUGGAAUUCCCGCCUCAGCUCAUCGUGCAGAAGGGACUGGCCACGAUCCGGGCCUUCCUGCAGGCCUGCGACGCCGAGCGUCCCUGUGCCCGAGACUUGGCUUCUCUAGCGAUUUCAUCCAUGAAAAAGAUGACCCUAACUCAGCGGCCACAUCCCCCAUUGGACUUACCUGAGGAACGUGUGCCUGACAGAGAAACCAUUAAUUCUCAGGAGUCAAAGGGGACCAGGUUAAAGAAAAAGGUGGACUCGUUCCCACCUGUUGAAAAACUAGACCUGAGUGAACUCAGAAGGUCCACUGGUCCCCCAGAAGACUGGCCUAGUGAGGAGGAGAUCAGGCGCUUCUGGAAGCUGAGGCAGGAGAUUGUCGAGAGGGAACAAGCGGAAACCCUUGCCCACCGGCUCCUGCCCGUGCUGUUACCGCCAAACCUCCAGGCGGUGCUGCGUGCCCAGCACAAGGAGCGCCCCAGCCACAGACACGUCCCCAGAACGACCCACAAGCCAAGAAGGAAACCCCCCUUCUUCAGGGGGGUCCUGCCUGGCCUGUCGUCAGUGCGCACAGUGCUGACAGGAGCGCCGAUGCUGGAUGACAGCCGGGCCUCAGGCCUCCGAGAGCUCAGGGAGGAGCAGGUGCUGGUGGAACAGAGGAGAGACAGGAGAGUGCUGCAGGAGUGGAGAGAGCGAGCCCAGACCAUGAGGAAGAGGACAGAGGAGCUCAGCCAAGUCCGGCCCCCACGGAGCACCCUGGUGGCAUCCAAGAUUCCCUUUGCCACAGAUCUGAUUGAUAAUGAGAAAAUACCAACGAACCCAUCUGGAAACCCGAGACAAAGCGAAGAGCAGUCACUGCAAGCAAGUAAAGAGCUGAGCACCGUCCAAGGGGCUUUAGAAAAAAGGCUGAAACAGCACAUACGGCAAAUGCACGAACGAAGAAAAAGAUUUCGAGGGAUGGCACCACUAGAAGAAAUAAGGAAAACUACACAGGAUCUGGAAAUUGAGACAGAAGCAGAGGGAAUAUUCUGUAACUCAUUCUAUGAGGCCAGCACGACCCCUAUACCAAAGCUAAAGACAUGAGAGGGAACGUGUGGACCACUGCCUCUCGUGAAAACGGAUGCACAAAUCCUCAACAAAAUGUUAGCAAGUUGAAGCCAACAGUGUAUAAAAAUAAUUACACACCACAACCAAGUGGGAUUUAUUCCAGAUACACAACAUUUGAAAAUAAAUCAAACAUUGAAAAUAAAUCAGUGCAGUCCGUCACGUGCACAGGCUAAAGGAGAGCCACACAAUCAUGUCCAUAGGUGCAGAAAAAGCACCUGACAGAAUCUAUCACCCACUCGUGAUCAAAGCUCUCAGCAAACAAGUAGCACGGGAACUUCCUCAACGUGAUAAAGAACAUCUACAGAGACUCCAGCUGACAUCACACUUCACAGUAUGAAGCUAGAAGCUUUCCGUACGGUCAGGAACAGGCAGGCUGUCACCUCUCACCAUUUCUCUUCAACAUUGUACUGGACGUCCCAGCUCACGCAAUAACACAAGAAAGGAAAAGGGAAUUCAGGUUAAGAAGGAAGAGAUAAACCUGUUUUUGUUCUCAGAUGAUGUGAUUGUCCAUGUAAAAAAUCCCAAAGAAUUGACCAAAAAAAAAUUCGUGGAACUCAUAAGUGAUUAUAGCAAGAUGGCAGGAUACAAAGUUAAUACACAAAAGUCAAUUGCCUAUAUACAUCAGCAAUGAACAAGUGGGAUUUGAAAUUAAAAACACAAUACCAUUUACAUUAGCACCGAAAAAUGGUAUAAAUAUAACAAACUGUGUACAAAAUCUAUGUGAGGAAUACUACAAAACUGAAGAAAGAAACCAAAAAAGAUGUAAAUGAAUGCAGAGCUAUUCCAUGUUCAUGGAUAGGAAGACUCAAUAUUGUCCCCAUGUCAGUUUUUCCCAAAUUGAUCUCCAGAUUCAAGGCAACUCCAAUCAAAAUUCCAGCAAGUUAUUCUGUGGAUAUUGACAAUUUGAGUCUAAAGUUUAUACGGAGGCAAAAGACCCAGAGUAGCCAACACAAGACUGACUGAGAACAAAGUGGGAGGGCUGAUACACCCACUUCCAGACUUCCUAUACAGCUACAGUAAUCAAGAGAGGGUGGAGUUGCCGAAAGAAUAGCCAAAUAGGUCUACGGAACAGAACAGAGAGCCCACAAAUGGACCCUCGUGAACGGAGCUGGCUGCCCUUUGACACAGGAGCAAAGGCAGCUCAACGGGGAAAGGACAGUCUCUUCCCCAAAUGCUACCAGAACAAGUGGACAUCCCCACGCAGAAAAGUGCGUCUAGACAGAUCUCACAGCCUUCACAAAAAUUAAAACUAAGUGGAUCACCCUUAUCAAACUAUAUACAUUAAAUACAUACAGUUUUUAUAUAUUAAUUACACCUCGAUAAAGCUGUAACAAAUGGACCACAGACCUAAAUAUAAAAUGCAAAACUAUAAAACACCCAGAAGACGACAUAGGAGAAAACCCAGAUGGCCUCGGGUUGGUGGUGACUUUACAUAGAAUGUCAAAGGCAUGAAAGGAAAAACUUGUAAGUUGGACUUCGUUAAAAUUCAAAAAUUCUCUGUGUAGUGCACUGUCAAAAGAAUAAAACAAGCCACAGACUGGAAGAAAAUAUUUGCAUGAAAAAACAUGAUAAAGGACUAUUAACCAAAAUAUACGAAGAACUCUUAAAAACUCAACAAGAAGAAAACAACCCAAUUAAAAAAUGGGUCACAGAUCUGAACAGACACCUCCAUGUUAAAUAAGCCCAUGAAAAGGUGUUCCACCUCGUACCUCAUUGGGAGACGCAAACUAAAACAGGGACGUGCCUCUGCCCCCUACGACACUGACGCCUCAGACGCUGAGGACAAGGACGUGGGGCCACAGGAGCUGGUCACUGCCCUGCGCACUGACCCCCCCCACACCCAGCAGUAGACUUGGGGUGUGGUCUCUGGAGGGGUUCACACUCCCAUGUGAGGCCACGCGACAUCCAUCCCCCCAGCCCCAGGGUGGGGAGCAUCAGGCUGCUGUCCAGGUGGGGGGCCAGGCAGUCGAGAGCUAGGAGGGACGAGAGCUAGGAGGGACCUCUUUGAGGAACCUGACCAAGACAAGUGACCUAAGAAUCCUGACACUUGGGCGUCCCCCAGUCCUGACCUGACCAACAGGGACACCUCCCAGCUGAAAGCACCCCUCCACCCCCCAGUCCACAGUAUUUAAUGAUGUUUUUAGCACCUCAUUCUUGAGUGUGAGUGAGAGCCAAAGGUCAGCGGUCUGGAGGGGAGCCCCAGUGUGAGGCACAAGCCAGACAGGCCAGCUGGAAAUGCAGACACUCUGGGAAACAAAGUUAAAGCUAGAAUUAAAAUCCUUGGGGUAACAAUAGAAAACAUAGCCAUCACGAAACAAGUUAUUAGAAUGGAACACUUAGAUAACCAAGAAGCCUUGGAAUUAAGCUAAAAAUAUGGCAAAACCUUUAAAAAUGAAAGAAUUAAAUCCGUAGAUGAAUUUGAUCCCCCGUGAAGCAGGACAGAAAGGAAAGGAGAGAUGGGUAGACUAGAGCCUGGCGUCACCUCUGACCCACACGCGCUCCAGAAAGACACGAGAGCAAAUGGAGGGGAGAAGCUAAUAAAAAUACGAGGUUCCCACAAAGGUGCGUGUCCAGACUGCCGCCCGCUGUGCCCAGCACAAGGAGCCAGACAUUGUCUGGGGCUAAAGGGAGGAUGGCCGGGCGCAGUGACACCCGCCAGCAGUCUGAUGGAGCUCGUGCUCACAUUGCCAGCCAGGGUCCAUCCAGCACAGAAGGGACUCGAAACAUCACUUCCUGUGCAGCCCGUUACUGGAAGCUUCUACAGCAUGUGGUCUCCCCACACAGUGGAGGGGACAGACAGGAAGUGAGUGUCCCAGGGCAGGCUGUGCUCUGUGCAGGAGCCAGUGGAGCCCAUGGCGUCCUGAGAGUCGCUCCAGAACACAUAGGCCAGUCUGAGCACUUGCCCAGGGCACUGAGAGGGUUUACAGUCUGGAGGGACUCACCAGCACAAAGGUGCAAAGCAUCUGUUUUUAAUUCCACAAAGAAUGCGUGUUUUUUAUAACAGAAAAUGUAACCAGUGGAUCAGCAGCCACUUAAACCCCGAAUGGUAACUGACCCCACAGUUGUAAAGGGUCUGUACUGGAGGGUGCUUGGGCUGGGGUUCCAG